This is a messenger RNA of Poeciliopsis prolifica (blackstripe livebearer), 6793 nucleotides long. Its product is annotated as myosin-7. NCBI's taxonomy places the organism in Eukaryota, Metazoa, Chordata, Actinopteri, Cyprinodontiformes, Poeciliidae. Gene Ontology annotation, molecular function: cytoskeletal motor activity; ATP binding; actin filament binding. The record is from RefSeq and is a predicted model, not a curated record. The coding region runs from base 77 to 5911 and encodes 1944 amino acids. The transcript is spliced from 38 exons. Gene Ontology annotation, cellular component: myosin complex.
AGGUCACCAUUCUAUCUCAAGGGUCGUCUUCAUCUCAGUAUUUCAGGAAGUGGUUGAAAAGUUGCCCAGGUGAAAGAUGGGUGAUGCUGCCAUGAAAGAAUUUGGGGCAGCCGCCCCGUACCUGAGGAAGUCAGACAGGGAGCGUCUGGAGGCCCAGACCCGUCCGUUUGACAUGAAGAAGGAGUGUUUUGUUCCUGACCCCGAUGAGGAAUACGUUAAGGCUUCCAUCGUAAGUCGUGACGGUGAUAAAGUCACUGCUCAGACAGAGAAAGGGAAGACUGUCACAGUGAAGGAGUGUGACGUACAUCCUCAGAACCCGCCAAAGUUUGAUAAAAUUGAAGACAUGGCGAUGUUCACCUUCCUCCAUGAGCCAGCUGUGCUGUUUAACCUCAAAGAGCGUUACGCAGCGUGGAUGAUCUACACCUACUCUGGGCUGUUCUGUGUGACUGUCAACCCCUACAAGUGGCUGCCAGUCUACAACCAAGAGGUGGUUGUUGCCUACAGGGGCAAGAAGAGGAGUGAAGCUCCUCCUCACAUCUUCUCCAUCUCUGACAAUGCCUACCAGUACAUGCUGACAGACAGAGAAAAUCAAUCCAUUCUCAUCACUGGAGAAUCUGGUGCUGGGAAAACUGUCAACACCAAGAGAGUCAUUCAGUACUUUGCCAGCAUUGCAGCUGGAGGUGGGAAAAAGGACACAGGUUCUGAGAAAAAGGGUACAUUGGAGGAUCAAAUCAUCCAAUGCAACCCGGCAUUAGAGGCCUUUGGGAAUGCAAAAACCAUCAGAAAUGAUAACUCUUCCAGAUUUGGAAAAUUUAUCCGUAUUCAUUUUGCAGCCAGUGGAAAGCUGGCUUCAGCUGAUAUUGAGACAUAUCUGCUAGAGAAGUCCAGAGUAACUUUUCAGCUUAAGGCUGAGAGAGAUUACCACAUCUUCUAUCAAAUUCUGUCUCAGAAGAAGCCUGAGCUCCUUGAAAUGCUACUCAUUACAAACAACCCCUAUGACUACGCCUUCAUCUCCCAAGGAGAGACGACGGUAGCCUCCAUCAAUGAUGCAGAAGAGCUGAUAGCAACUGAUGAGGCCUUUGAUGUAUUGGGCUUCACUCAAGAAGAGAAGAACGGCAUUUACAAACUGACUGGUGCCAUCAUGCACUUUGGUAACAUGAAGUUUAAGAACAAGCAGCGUGAAGAACAGGCUGAGGCAGAUGGCACUGAAGAUGCUGACAAAGUUGCAUAUCUGAUGGGCCUGAACUCUGCUGACCUCAUCAAAGGCCUCUGCCACCCCAGAGUGAAAGUGGGGAAUGAGUGGGUCACCAAGGGACAAAAUGUUCAACAGGUGUAUUAUGCGGUUGGAGCUCUGGCUAAAGCAGUGUAUGAGAAGAUGUUCCUGUGGAUGGUGGUGAGAAUCAAUCAUUCACUUGACACCAAGCAGCCUCGCCAGUAUUUCAUUGGAGUGCUGGACAUUGCCGGAUUUGAGAUCUUUGAUUUCAACACCUUUGAGCAGCUGUGCAUCAACUUCACCAAUGAAAAACUGCAACAGUUUUUCAACCACCACAUGUUUGUGCUGGAGCAGGAAGAAUACAAGAAAGAGGGGAUUGAAUGGACUUUCAUUGACUUUGGCAUGGAUCUGCAGGCCUGUAUUGACCUGAUUGAAAAGCCCAUGGGUAUCAUGUCCAUCCUCGAAGAGGAGUGCAUGUUUCCCAAAGCCUCUGAUGCUACAUUUAAAGCUAAGCUUUAUGACAAUCAUCUCGGAAAAUCAAACAACUUCCAGAAGCCUAGAGUUGUUAAAGGCAAACCAGAGGCCCAUUUUGCCCUGGUCCACUAUGCUGGAACUGUUGAUUAUAACAUCAACAACUGGCUGGUGAAGAACAAAGAUCCUCUGAAUGAGACCGUUGUUGGUCUUUACCAGAAGUCUACAGUCAAGCUGCUUGGUAUUCUGUUUGCAAAUUAUGCAGGAGCUGAUUCAGCUGAAAGUGGGAAAGGUGGCAAAGGAGGAGGAGGCAAGAAAAAGGGAUCAUCCUUUCAAACUGUAUCUGCCCUUCACAGGGAGAACCUAAAUAAGUUGAUGACCAACCUAAGGUCUACCCACCCCCACUUUGUGCGCUGCAUCAUCCCCAACGAGACCAAGACUCCUGGGGCAAUGGAGAAUCCUCUGGUGAUGCACCAGCUGCGCUGUAACGGUGUGCUGGAAGGCAUCAGGAUCUGUAGGAAAGGCUUCCCUAACAGAAUCCUCUAUGGAGACUUCAAGCAGAGAUAUCGUAUCUUGAAUCCUGCUGCCAUUCCUGAGGGACAGUUCAUUGACAGCAGAAAGGGAGCCGAAAAACUUCUUGGAUCUCUUGAUAUUGAUCACAACCAGUACAAGUUUGGGCACACUAAGGUGUUCUUUAAAGCUGGUCUUCUUGGUCAACUGGAGGAGAUGAGAGAUGAUCGCUUGUCACUCAUUAUCACUGGAAUCCAGGCGAGAUCUAGAGGUUUACUUGCAAGAGUUGAAUUCCAGAAGAUUGUUGAAAGAAGGGAUUCACUACUCGUAAUCCAGUGGAACAUCCGUGCCUUCAUGGGGGUCAAGAAUUGGCCCUGGAUGAAGUUGUACUUUAAGAUCAAACCUCUCCUGAGAUCUGCUGAAGCAGAAAAGGAGAUGGCCAACAUGAAGGAAGAAUUCCUGAAACUGAAGGAGGCCUAUGCAAAAUCUGAAGCUCGCAGAAAAGAGCUGGAGGAGAAAACUGUCUCUCUUCUCCAGGAGAAAAAUGACCUGCAGCUCCAAGUCCACGCUGAGCAAGAUAAUCUUGCUGAUGCAGAGGAGAGGUGUGAGGGGCUAAUCAAACACAAAAUUCAAAUGGAAGCAAAAGCCAAAGAGCUUUCUGAGAGACUGGAGGAUGAAGAAGAAAUAAAUGCUGAACUGACUGCUAAGAAGAGGAAGCUGGAGGAUGAAUGCUCUGAGUUGAAGAAGGAUAUUGAUGACUUGGAGCUAACUCUGGCAAAAGUGGAGAAAGAGAAGCACGCUACUGAGAACAAGGUGAAAAACCUUGUUGAAGAGAUGGCUGCUUUGGACGAAAUCAUCGCCAAGCUCACAAAGGAGAAAAAAGCUUUACAAGAAGCUCAUCAACAAACCCUGGAUGACCUGCAGAGUGAAGAAGACAAAGUCAACACUCUGACCAAGGCCAAGACGAAGCUGGAGCAGCAAGUGGACGAUCUUGAGGGAUCUCUUGAGCAAGAGAAGAAGAUUAGAUUGGACCUUGAGAGAGCAAAAAGAAAGCUGGAGGGAGACUUAAAGUUGACCCAGGAAAGUUUAAUGGACGUUGAGAAUGACAAGCAACAACUUGAAGAGCGUCUCAAAAAGAAAGACUUUGAACUGAGUCAACUGAAUAACAAAAUUGAGGAUGAGCAAGCUAUUGCCAUUCAGCUUCAGAAGAAACUGAAAGAACUUCAAGCCCGUAUUGAAGAACUGGAGGAAGAGCUUGAAGCCGAACGAGCUGCUCGAGCCAAGGUGGAGAAGCAGAGAGCAGACUUGGCAAGAGAGUUAGAGGAGAUCAGUGAGAGACUGGAGGAGGCUGGAGGAGCCACAGCGGCCCAGAUAGAGAUGAACAAGAAGAGGGAGGCCGAGUUUCAGAAACUCCGCAGAGACCUCGAAGAGGCCACCCUGCACCAUGAAGCCACCACUGCCACACUCAGGAAGAAACAAGCCGACACUGUUGCUGACCUGGGAGAGCAGAUCGACAACCUGCAGAGAGUCAAGCAGAAGCUGGAGAAGGAGAAGAGUGAGCUUAAACUGGAGCUGGAUGAUGUUGUGUCCAACAUGGAGCACAUUCUGAAGACCAAGAUCAAUCUUGAGAAAACGUGCAGAACUCUUGAAGAUCAAAUGAACGAAUACAAAACCAAGUUUGAAGAGGCGCAACGCUGCAUUAAUGACUUCAACAUGCAAAAAGCAAAACUUCAAACAGAAAAUGGUGAACUCUCUAGGCAGCUGGAGGAGAAGGAUUCAUUCGUGUCUCAGCUGACAAGAGGAAAAAUGUCCUACACUCAACAGAUCGAAGAUCUGAAGAGACAGCUUGAAGAGGAGACAAAGGCCAAGAAUGCACUAGCCCAUGCGGUGCAGUCUGCUCGUCAUGACUGUGACCUCCUCAGGGAGCAGUACGAGGAGGAGCAGGAAGCCAAGGCUGAACUUCAGCGCAGCAUGUCCAAGGCCAACUCUGAGGUGGCUCAGUGGAGAACCAAGUACGAAACUGAUGCCAUCCAGAGAACUGAAGAACUGGAGGAAGCUAAGAAGAAGCUGGCUCAGCGUCUGCAGGAGGCUGAGGAGGCUGUUGAAGCAGUGAAUGCUAAAUGCUCCUCUCUGGAGAAGACCAAACACAGGCUGCAGAAUGAGAUUGAAGAUCUCAUGGUGGAUGUGGAGAGGUCUAAUGCUGCUGCUGCUGCUCUGGACAAGAAGCAAAGGAACUUUGACAAAGUCUUGUCUGAGUGGAAGCAGAAAUAUGAAGAGUCUCAGUGUGAGCUGGAGAGUUCUCAGAAAGAAGCAAGAGCUUUGAGCACUGAACUCUUCAAACUUAAAAACUCCUAUGAAGAGUCUCUGGACCAUCUGGAGACCAUGAAGAGGGAGAACAAAAAUCUGCAGGAGGAAAUUUCUGACCUCACUGAGCAACUUGGUGAGAGUGGAAAAAAUAUCCAUGAGCUGGAAAAGCUUCGAAAACAGCUGGAACAAGAAAAGAGUGAGAUUCAGUCUGCUCUUGAAGAAGCGGAGGCUUCCUUAGAACACGAAGAGGGCAAGAUUUUACGAGCCCAAUUGGAAUUCAACCAAAUCAAAGCUGAUAUUGAACGCAAACUGGCUGAGAAAGAUGAGGAAAUGGAGCAGUGCAAGAGGAACCUGCAGAGGACAAUCGACACCCUGCAGAGUUCUCUUGAGGCCGAGUGCCGCAGCAGGAAUGAAGCCCUUCGUCUGAAAAAGAAGAUGGAGGGAGACCUCAACGAGAUGGAGAUCCAGCUUAGCCAAGCCAACAGGCAGGCGGCUGAGUCCCAGAAACAACUCAAGUCGGUUCAUGCACAUCUGAAGGAUUGCCAAAUUCAGCUGGAUGAGUCGGUUCGGGCUAACGAUGAUUUUAAAGAGAACAUGGCCAUUGUUGAAAGACGCAACAACCUGCUUCAGGCAGAGCUGGAGGAACUGAGGGGCGCUUUAGAGCAAACCGAACGAAGCCGCAAACUUGCUGAGCAAGAGCUGCUGGAUGUUAGUGAGCGGGUGCAGCUACUGCACUCACAGAACACCAGCCUGAUAAACCAGAAGAAGAAGCUGGAGGGUGACACAGUCCAGCUUCAAUCUGAAGUGGAGGAUGCACUGCAGGAAUGCAGAAAUGCUGAAGAGAAGGCCAAGAAGGCCAUCACUGAUGCUGCCAUGAUGGCAGAGGAGCUGAAGAAAGAGCAGGACACCAGCGCUCACCUGGAGCGCAUGAAGAAGAACAUGGAGCAGACCAUCAAAGAUCUGCAGCACCGUCUGGAUGAAGCUGAACAGAUCGCCAUGAAGGGAGGCAAGAAGCAGAUCCAGAAGCUUGAGUCAAGGGUGAGGGAGCUUGAGAACGAAGUCGAGUCAGAGCAGAAGAAAAGUGGAGAAGCAGUAAAAGGAAUGCGCAAAUAUGAGAGACGCAUCAAGGAGCUCACAUACCAGACUGAGGAGGACCGCAAGAAUGUUGCACGUCUGCAGGAUCUGGUUGACAAACUGCAGCUUAAAGUGAAGGCAUAUAAAAGAGCUGCUGAGGAAUCUGAGGAGCAAGCCAACACUCACAUGAGCAAGUUCCGAAAGCUGCAACAUGAGCUCGACGAGGCUGAAGAGAGAGCUGACAUUGCUGAGUCUCAGGUCAACAAGCUCCGUGCCAAGAGCCGUGAUGUGGGGUCAAAGGUCAGAGAUUCCAUCAGAUUUGAACACGAAAAAUAAUUCAAUUUUUGUUUAUUUUCCUGAAUGCUGUGUUUCUAGCUACUGCAGUUUCAAUACUAAGAAUAAGAACAAGUAGAAAAGUGAUAUUUAUCAAGGUGGCCAAGUUUUAAUUAUAGUGAUAGAGUGAGCCUGUUAAUGAGUUUGUAAAAAGAAUCAAACGAAAUAAAUCAGACCAGUCUGUUUUACAGAUAUAUUUUAUUCUGUGAUUUUCUUGUUUAAUGAGCCGUGUUAGUGAAUUUAUCUGGCUAUUUGUAACACUUCAAGGAAGAUAAUGUUUAUAUUGAACCUAUGGUAGAAGUAAGUACUUGUGCUUUUUCCUUCUCCAUGUAUUUCAUAACAGGAGCAAGCAUGGGCCAUUAAAAGCUGAACUCACAUAAAAAAUAUUGUUUUUCUCUAAGUGUUUUUGACAAUAAAUCAGAUUCAAGUGUUCCUGUUUUAGAUCAGUUAUGUUUAUCAGAACUAUUUCUAUCAGCUAAAUGCCAAAAUAAUAAAACACAUAUAUGCCUUUUUUUUUCUUCAGAAUCUUAUUUCCUUUAAAAUCCAAAGUUUAAAUAAACAUCCUUUAUUUGGUGGGACUGGUUUUAAACUCUUCAUUUUGGGUAGACCUGCCUUCUUUUUGAACAACAUGAAGGAUGAACAUUAGAAAGUGUUUAUAUUUACAUGUAAUCCUUUGAAUAAAUGAAUACAGGCAUCUGGAAAUUAUACACAGGACUAAACCACACUUGUGGGUAUAUUACAUAAUGUUGCUACAGAUUUUUUUGGAUGAUUUGGAUAAACAAAAUGUUGUGAACUAACCAAUUAAAACCUCACAAGGCCAUCUGGACACCUCUGCUUUCCUAAUGUUUAAAUGCACACUAAACUUGUUGCAUGUAAAGCUUUGAU